AUGGGAUGUUGCUCCUCACAACCCGCCCAGCCGCCCUCUGGGGGCUUCCCUACUCCGUUGCCGGCGCCCAUGCAAGACAACAUGAAUGAGCUGCUCAACCGGUGGCGCCACGGCGAGGUGAACCUCCUGCAAAGGAGUUUCCGGUUGGGGAGGGCACAGGCCGUGAAGCAUACCAUCGCGUCAAAGAUGUUCGGCAGCCUGGCGGCGCCUUCCUCCAACUCGGGCACGGCAACGUCGGCCGCAACCAGCGCUAACCGCGACAGGAGUGCCAGCUUCGGGGAAGAUGGGAGCGCUUCUCCAGCGUCCCGUGACGGAGCAGCGACAGCGACAGCAGAGUUGGACGGCAAGAAGCCGGGAGACGGUGCCACGGGAGGUCCGCUCAAGGUUGGGGCGGGAAGCGGUGAGGGCGGCCAGGUGGUGUCUUUGGGGGACUCCGGCGGUGCGCGUGCUGGCAUGGACAAGGAGGCGUUUUUGAGGGUCUUCCCUGACGUGCAGGGGCUACCGGUGGAGGUCCAAAGGUCGGCUUUCCUGCUGUUCGACUGCGUCGGACGAGGCUCCUUGGACUUUCGGAACUUCUGUCGCGCCCUUGCGCUGUGCUGCCGAGGCUCAAGAGAAGAACGUCUACGGUUUUUGUUUGACCUUUUCUCCGGGGCCUCCCAACCUAAGCACUACGGUACAGGGGCGGACGGAGGAGCUCGAGAUGCGAGUUCCGCUUCCGGUGCAACCACGGCGCGCCUGUCGGAUGCGGAACUUGUUGGCCUCAAGAAACAGUUAGGGCUAUCUGCCGGGGAUGCGAACCACGCGCACUUCCAGAAGACCUCUGGAGUUUCCGGGCUGCUGCUGUCCGAAUAUUUCGAGUGGGCAGAGCUUCAUGCGUCCGACGAGGCGCUGGACCGCGCUCUCCGGCCGUUCUAUCUUCUGCCCUCGCCGCAGCAGGAGAAGGACAAGGUGCUGGCACAUCUGAUGGAAUACGCCAUUGAAGAGGCCCAGUGCAUGUGCCUAGUCGCUUCGCCAUGGUGGUCGUACUGGUCAAACUACGCUGCCCUCACCAAGGAAGACGUGCUGCGCGUGCCGGAGCGAACGGCUUUAGGGUUGGACAAGACCCCAGGAUACUUGGAUCAAAGGCCCGCAGAUGAGCCUGCUGUGACGCUGGGGGCAGAGGGGGGAGACGUCGCAGUACGCCCUGGGGAUGUCGUGGGCGAUGGGGUUGCUUCUAUGGGCGUUGGUAACGGGAACGGGCACGCUCAAGGAGAAUCGCCAGCGAUGGAGAGGUUAGCGGGAGCAGGCAAAGAAAGAGCAGUGCCGACCACGCUUGCCCGGCGACCACACGAAAUAGACAACAGUAGCUUGCAGGGUGGAGCUGAGUGGGAAGUUGCUCCAAACCUAGACCUUGGCGAGGACUACGUCAUGUUGCCGAAGUCGCUGUGGGAUGUCAUGGUGGACUGGUACGGUGGAGGGCCCGUGUUUGCUCGACAGGUGGUGAACGUGUCUUCAAACCUCGAGCUCCCGGAGAAGGCGAGAGGAGGGGGGGACGACGCUGAGGCUGAACCAUCGACCGCACGCCUUGCGGUCGACUUGUACCCUCUGGCCCUGCACGUGAGCAUGUGCGACCCCGCGGGCAGACCGGGUGGGCGAGAGAGGUUGGUGCUCACGUCACACCACGUGCACGUCAGGGACAUGCUGGCCGACGUGUUGGACAGCUCACGUCUGCAAGGGAUGAGCCGGGGCUUAUCGAUGACCGCUGCCACCAUCCCGCAGGAGGAUCCGGUGUUGGAAAACGCGGACGUCGUGCAAGAGCAGCGGCUCUCAGAGGAAGGAGAUGUUGUUGGCGACGGGGAGACGCCGCUGAGGCGGGACGUUUCCAGUCAAAAUCGAACGGGACAAGUUCGGUUAUGGGUGCUGGAGAUCAGUACAAGCGGUCUGAUCGACACUCCCCGCGUGCACGCGCCAUCGUCAGCACCCGGGUUUUGCCGGCCUCGUUUUAGCUAUGGUGGGGGGCGGGAGUUGGGGGGAGUGGACCCGCAGUCCGGCCUUGAUCGGUGGAGGCUAGUCAAGACGGAAGAAGAGGGUAUGACGCUGUCGGCACUAGGCCUUAUCGGCGGCGAGAAGGUGAUGGUUGAGAACAAAAACCCGGACGGAAAGUGGCAACGACGGAAGUACAUAGAGAGCCCGGGCUUCAGACAGUUCCGCGAAAACGACCGAGUGGAUGCCAUGGACUACCAGGGCCGCUGGUUCCGAGGACAGGUGGUGGAGGUCGGGUCGAAAAGCAGCUCCAAGAUCGUGGACUCCGAAGGGCCGGUGGGGAGGAAGAAGAGCAACCGACGCCAACGCCUUGAGCUUGACCCGCCAACGGAAGAGCCCGUUCGGGAGGGCGCGAACCAAGAGGUCGAGCAUCUCGAGCCUGGCGAUGCCUCAGAUAGAAACGAGGGCAGAUCGGCUGCGAAAGCGGGCGCAGGAAGGUCUGGGUCUUCUCAGAGCCAACGCCAACGCCGGAGUUCCGGCAAAGAGAGAGAUGGUGGGGUGGGUGGGAAGGAAGGACCGAGGCAAGGAGGCCCCUCUCGAAGGAGGCUGCGAGUCAGGGUGCACUUCGAUCGGUUUGCGCCACAGUGGGAUGAGUGGUACGACAGCAAGAGCUUGAAGCUAGCGCCGGAGUUCAGCCACACUGCUCCCGCUGUGCCCGCACCACCAGCACUCAGACCAACCAACGAGGGCAAUGGCGACACGGAGGCGGAAGAGGAGGCAUCGCCGGAUGCGACGGCUAUCAGGGGCGGAGUCGGAGCACCUGCUCCAAGCUCCUCCAAGCCUGGAGGAAACACAUUCCCGCCACCGGUGGGGCGCUUCCCCGGCGAUGCCUCAAACGGAAACGGCUGGGGCGCCCGCUCUCAGAGCAUGCCACGAACAAACGGGACGGGCAGCACCGCGGAUGGGAUUUCCAACUACGGAGGGGGUGCGUUGAACAGAAGGAGCAACACGCCAGGAAAGCCACCGGUACCGGGCGCUUGCGGGUUGGUGAACGUGGGCAACACGUGCUACUUGAACUCUGCCGUGCAGUGCUUGUCGCACACGCCGCUGGUGCGGGCGUACCUGCUGUCGGACAUGUGGGCGGCGGAAGUGAACAAGUACAACCCUCUGGGAACUCAGGGCAAGCUCGUGGAAGACUUCGCUUCGCUGUUGAAGUCCCUUUGGUCUCAAGAGUACCUGUGCAUCUUCCCCAGCAAGUUCAAGAGAGGUCUCAUCAAGUACAAGCCGCAGUUCGCCGGCAACGAGCAGCAGGAUUCUCAGGAGUUUCUGGCGGAGAUGCUGGAUGCCCUCCACGAGGACGUGAACAGGGUGAUCGACAAGCCUUACGUAGCCGCCCCCGACGACGACGACGACGCGGAGUCAGGUCGAUCAGACCAGGACCUAGCCGACGAGGCGUGGGACAGGCACGUGCAGAGGAACAGGAGUGUCAUCGUUGACCUGUUCCAGGGGCAGCUCAAGAUGGAGUGUCGGUGCACCGUGUGCAACAAGAAGUCGGUCACUUUCGACCCCUUCAUGUACCUGUCGGUACCUAUUCCUGUCCGCAACGAGAAGAUGGUUGCGGUGGUGAUGCUCCCAAGGAUCCGAACAAGAUACCUCGUGCGCUCUAGCGGGCUCAACGGAGAAGACGGUGCGAUGGCUAGCGAUGGGGGAGGGGCCCAGUUUAGCAACCCAAGACAGCUGGUGCCGGUGCAGUACGGGAUGAUGCUGCCGCGACUGGGGGAGCUGAGCGACCUUAAGCGGGCGCUGUCGGAUCUGUGUGGAAUACCGACGGUAUCGAUUGUGGUGGCCAUCCUGCAGCAAAACCAAAUCAAGGUUAUGCAGGACAAGGAGCUGCUGACAGAGCUGCGAGACGACACGUGGGUUGUUGCUCUAGAGAUGCAGGGCGAAAUCAACCUCAACAGACGUGCCAAACCGAGCACCUCCGCGUCAAGACAAGCCACGGUUUCUCCAGUGCCAACUCCCACGAGUUCAGGACCAACAAAACCAGAAGCAGCAACAGCAGCAGGUGCUACAGCGGCAGGUGCUGCAGCACUAUCAGAGGAGGAGUUGCCCGUGGGAACAGAGGCGGAGCCGACAGAGCCAAGCAACACGACUAGCGGGACGCCAGCCCCAAACGUGGUAGUGCCAGUUGAGAAUGGUGGCAGCACCACUGCCGCCAAGGGGGAAGGGGGUGCCGCAGAAUCCGCAGAAGAAGGUCAGGGGGUUUCGCCAGAGCCACUGAAGGAAACGCUGAAGGAGGGGUUGGGGGUACCUGAGACUGCUGCUGCCGAGGCGCGCUCGGAUGGGAGCGAGGACGAGGAGGCAGAGGAGACGGACUUGGACAACGACAGGCCUCCGACGUCCACGCCAGAUAACCGCACGCCGGAUGAGAGGUGCAUGUCCUCCUUCCCGACUAGACUGAGAGACCUAGAGAUUGGCUGGAGACUAGACGCGCUCGAUGGGCAGGGGGGCUGGUAUGCUGCAACGGUUGUGGAGAUUAACCCGCGGGCGAAGGCAUUGGAUAGAGGCGGAGACAAGCCGUCCAAGGCCUCCCUUUCAGGCAAGGGCGAGGAUCAGAAGCGAAAGACGGAGUACUUGGUGAGGGUGCACUUCGACGCCUUCACCUCCAGAUGGGAUGAGAGCUACGGCGAGCAGGAGUGGAGGGAGAAGAAGCUACAGCCGCUCUUCACCAAGACUCGUCGUCAGGAGCGUACAAACGACAUUCCUGUGGUACACCGGAAGACCAUCAGAGUGCCGACCUCGGGCGCACACCCGCAGCCUGCCUCCACUAGGGACGGCCCCGGCAUGCGGUCGGAGGGAGACGCGGACAGACGAGACACCAAGGAGCCGCCGCCUGGAUUUGUCACGGCAAAGGAUUUGUUCGGGUUGCCCUUUCUUGUUAGAUGCCCUCCGGCACGAUCCACCCGAUACCUCUGGCGUCUCGUGGUGCAGCAAGCGUCGAGGUUUGUCGCGGGGUCUUCCGGCGGCAGGAGCUUCAAGGCAGGGGGCAAGGACAGGACCGCUAGGGCUUCCUCAGGCUCGAGAACUCAACGGCCGGACGUUACGGCUGCCUGGGUAGCGCGUGCGGCCGCGGGGUUGGAGCGUGACAUCACGGACGAAAAGCUGGCGCAACUUCUUCCCUUCACGGUCAAGUUCGUGCUGAAGCAAAACCCCCUCACGGAGGUCUGUUCGGUGGAGCUUGUCCCCGACAGGUGGCGGGCGGCAUCGUCCUUGCUGUGUACGAAGCUCAUCCUGGCGCUAGAGUGGAAAGAUCCCGGGAGGGACUACCUUGAUGUGCUCGCCGCCACCUUCGAACACCCUUCAUACCUCGAGUUGGAGAACAACGCGCAGUCUGUCCUUUCCGGGCUGACGUUGGAGCAGUGUCUGGAUGCCUACACGAGAGAGGAGACAUUCGAGGAGGAGGACUCGUGGUACUGUUCCAGCUGCCAAGCGCACAGGAGAGGGGUCAUGAAGAUUGACCUUUGGAAGAUGCCUGACGUGCUGGUUAUCCACAUGAAGCGCUUCCACUGCUCCGCCCGGUGGCGAGAGAAGAUCAGGACGCUGGUGCUGUUCCCGCAUUCCGGUCUCGACAUGUCGGGCUUCGUGUCAUCCAACUCCGCUCAUCGGAAUCAGGCGGGCGGAGGGCAGGCAGGCAUGGUGUAUGACCUCUUCGGCGUGGUGAACCAUAUGGGAGGCAUGACUGGGGGGCACUACACGGCCUAUUGCCGCUCUUCACCUUGCAGUAAGGACGGGGUGGAGGAAGUUACUGGUUGGGGCCUGGAGCACCCAUGGCUCAACUUCGACGACGAGUUUGUGGAGGAGAUGGCCCCAGACAAGAUCGUCUCUGACGCGGCCUACGUGCUCUUCUAUCGAAGGCGACGACUCACUCCUAGUAACGUGAUCAACAUGACGAUUUGAUUCGAUCGAAGCGCAAAAGUGUGUCUGUAGCGUCUCGACGGUCCUUGUCGUGCUCGUGCCAUGUAAUCCCUCUUGGGUUGUAUACUUGUUCACCCACGAGCAGGUUCUCGAUCGCUGUAUAUCUUGUUUUUGCGUUCAGUGUUCAGGUUUUGUGUGAAUCGAGGAAAUCCACACAGGAUAGAUUGCCCCGGGUCGUAGUUUUGCUGUAGAUAACCGUAGCUUUACCAGUUGCCGUUGCGUUUUUGCUGGGUUACAAUGACGACGACCGUGUUGUGAGCUCAAGAUGUUCCCCAGUUGUGUACGAUGUGUUUUCAUAGACGGGCGCCUUGCAAUUUGUUGGUGUGAUUGGGUUUUCCUGGGUGAAGUAUAGUAGUAGUAAAGUUGGGCAGCGGGACAGGACUUGAACCGCUCGCUCGUCCCCACGCGGUUGGUAUAUUGCGUCAUGUUGCAUCUUUAUCUUUUCCCGAUCGCUAUAAGAGGCGACGUACAUUCAGACCGUUGAGGCGACGGUGGCUGAGACACCGCUUUAGUUUUGGACAGGUUCGGCGUCUUGUUGGUUGCAUUUGAACUUCGCCACCGUUUGUUUAUCAUUUUUGCUGGGCUCUUCUCUCUUCUGCACCACUCCACUGCGUUCGUUAGCUAGAAGUCGUCGUGAAAGGGUAGUUGUUUUAUGUCUGGCGUGGUCCAUGCGCCGAAAUCUGACUCUGCGGAGAAAACCGCACCCACCUACUUACCUGUUGCGGAGGUUUCCAAGAUUCGCUUUCUUUACAGCAGUGCUUGAGGUUUGGACACAACUGGCAGCCGUUGAUCGCACCCAUUCGGUUGAAAAGACUUCCACGAAGCGUGUUUCUUUCACCGUAACAGCGGUUUGGCG
Ectocarpus siliculosus is the source of this 6793-nucleotide messenger RNA. The record is from the annotation of a GenBank genome assembly. Lineage: Eukaryota; Phaeophyceae; Ectocarpales; Ectocarpaceae.